CCGCCGCGCCCCGCCCCGGCCCCGGCCACUCUGCAGAACCGCCCGCCCCGGUGACCCCGCCGUCCGGGGCAUUGUUUUCUCCCCGCCCUGGUCGCGGGUGGGAGGCGAGGCACGCCGGGGUUCGGCAGGCUGGCGCCCCGCCAGGCCUGUGGCCUUCGGCCCCGGGGCCACGGGGACGGCCGCGCCCGGGAGCAGGCGAGGAGCGCGUCUGGGUGCGCGGCGGCUCGGCCAUGGGCUCCGGCAGCUCGCGCGCCGCGACGAUUCCCGACGUGGACGACAUCCGGCGGGAGACGGGCUUCUCGCAGGCCAGCCUGCUCCGCCUCUACCACCGCUUUCGGGCCCUGGACAGCAACAAGAAGGGCUACCUGAGCCGAGUGGACCUGCAGCAGAUCGGGGCGCUGGCCGUCAACCCCCUGGGGGACCGCAUCAUCGACAGCUUCUUCCGCGAUGGGAAUCUGAAGGUGGAUUUCCGGGACUUCGCCCGUGUCCUCGCUCACUUCCGGCCCGUGGACGAGGAGAGCUCAGCGGCCCGCGACCCGGAGCAGCCGGAACCCCUCAACAGCAGAACCAACAAACUUCGCUUCGCGUUUCAGCUCUAUGACCAGGACAGAGAUGGAAAGAUCUCCAAACACGAGAUGCUUCAGGUGCUCCGGCUGAUGGUCGGGGUACAGGUAACGGAGGAGCAGUUGGAGAGUAUCACCGACCGCACGGUCCAGGAGGCUGACGAGGACGGAGAUGGGGCCGUGUCCUUCCUGGAGUUCACCAAGUCCUUAGAGAAGAUGAACAUCGAGCAGAAAAUGAGCAUCCGGAUCCUGAAGUAACCCCCACUUCGUGCCUUUGACUGCUCACACCAGCCCUUCCUGGGACCCACCCUCGGCCCCUCUGGACACCGGGACCCGACAUUAUCUACUUUAAAAGACAUUCUCUUCAGGGGGCUGCAGCGAUAGCACAGCGGGAAGGGCAUUUGCCUUGCACACGGCCCACCCGGAUUCCAUCCCAGGCAUCCAAUAUGGUCCCCUGAGCACCGCCAGGAGUAAUUCCUGAGUGCAGAGCCAGGAGUAACCCCUGAGCAUCGCCAGGUGUGGCCCAAAAAGCUAAAAACAAAACAAACAAACAAAGAAACAAAAACCGUUCUCUUGAGGGCCAGAGAGGAGAGAACAGGCCAGCCUUGCCUGUGGCCAGCCCUGGUUUGAAUCCCUGGUGGCACAUGUGGUCUCCCGAAGCACCUUCAGGGGGUCACUUCCAAGCACAGAGCCAGGAGUAGCCCCUGAGCACUGCCAGGUGGGCUCCAAACCUCCAAAUGAA
Sorex araneus (European shrew) is the source of this 1305-nucleotide messenger RNA. It is a transcript of the gene CHP2, whose product is annotated as calcineurin like EF-hand protein 2. Gene Ontology annotation, molecular function: calcium ion binding. Bases 231 to 821 code for a protein of 196 amino acids. The transcript is spliced from 7 exons. The record is from RefSeq and is a predicted model, not a curated record. NCBI's taxonomy places the organism in Eukaryota, Metazoa, Chordata, Mammalia, Eulipotyphla, Soricidae.